This is a messenger RNA of Ichthyophthirius multifiliis, 1072 nucleotides long. RefSeq names its product protein kinase domain protein. Gene Ontology annotation, biological process: protein phosphorylation. The transcript has a single exon. The record is from RefSeq and is a predicted model, not a curated record. Gene Ontology annotation, molecular function: ATP binding; protein kinase activity. Lineage: Eukaryota; Ciliophora; Oligohymenophorea; Hymenostomatida.
GAAACCAAUAUCUUUUUUCGAUAGCAACGAAUUAGUCUAACAUAAAAAAAUAUGGCAAAACAUCUCAUACAAAAAUAAAGAAUUAAAGGACAUAACCAACAUAUAUUUAUUCAGUUAGUUUUACAAACGUUCAAAAAUAUACAGUCGUUCCAAAUCCAUAAUAUAUAUCUUAAAUGACGAAGGUCUUUACCAAAUAAAGCCUAAUUAAUUAAUCUUAUAAAGCUUUUUAGACCUAACCUGUGUAAAAAUGGAGCUCCUUUCCAAUUUAUAGCCUUCCUAAGCUUCAUAAAUCGACAAAGAGUUCCUUUAAAAUCCUUCUAUAUUAAAUGGUUUCCGUCUAUAUCACAAUAAUAAGUACUUAGAUAUAUUUACCCACGACCAAAAACAGUAUGAUGACUGGAAAAACGCCUUAACAUAUAGAUGCAUAUAAUUAAAUUUUCAUGAAGAAUACCAAGUUUUUAAAAUGAUUGGAAAAGGGUCGUUUGCGAAAGUUUAUUUGGCAACCAAAAAAUCGACUCCCGGUUCUCAAUUUGCCAUAAAGGCUUUUAAUAAGGAAUUUAUGUCCACAUAACAUAAAGGAAAAGAAUCUUUAAUAAAUGAAAUAUAUAUCAUGAGGUAAUUAAACUCCGAGCAUCUUCUAAGACUUUAUGAAGUUUACGAAACUUCCAACUCCAUUUAUUUUGUUUUAGACAUAGUUAAUGGCGGAGAACUGCUUAAUAGAGUUCGUGAAAAAGGCCAAAUGAACCAAUUUUAAUUAAUUAAUCUCAUGCGAAACAUUAUGAAGGCUAUAUCUUAUUUACACUCCAGAAAUAUCAUGCAUAGAGACCUAAAACCUGAAAAUUUACUUCUUAAAAAUAAAGAAUCGGAUGGAAGUGAUAUCGUAUUAGCUGAUUUUGGACUCGCAACUAAAACAGACAUUGAAAACGUGAUUUUUAAACGAUGUGGUACACCCGGUUUUGUAGCCCCUGAAGUUUUACUAUACAAAGUAUCCUAAAAAAAUAUUAAAAAAACUUUUUUUUUUAUUUUAUUUUUUUUUAAAAAAAAAAGGAUGGAGAACCAUUAUAUAGUAUGA